GUAUGCUGGUAUGGCCUUUACAUGUAAACAAAACAAAACUUCACAGUCACACACGAUACUACAUGCUGUUCUGUAAAAGCUAUCGCGAUCUUUGUGAAUUUGUAUACUUUGCCAAUUUUCUGUGUUUUUUACUUUAAUAUUAUUAUAUAUCACUUCAAUCAUAUAUUUAUAUCAAUAUAAUUUGGUGGUGUAGUGAUGUCUCCCGAGGAGUUUGCGUUGUUUGUAGUAGGAAUAUAUUUCCUAGGCCAAACCCUGGACGCAAAAAAUGCUGUGCAGCGGAGGCGAAGGAGACGCCGCAGCUCUACUCAUCGGGCAUUUGUUGCCGGCCUGCUUUACAGAAAAAUGGCUGUUCAGUCUAUUUUGACGGCAUAUGCUGGGACUAUUGUAGAAGAAAUCAACAACCGGCCAGAAAGAUUACCAGCUCUACAAAGAUCAGAUAAUUUUUGGAGUGUUGAUGUGUUGCAGCGUUUCGACGACCAACAGUGGAGACAGAAUUUUGAAUGAGUAGAACAACAUUUGAACGUCUCUGCCAGAUGCUGGCACCAUACCUGGUUCGUGAACGAAAUUUCGAAAGAGUGUUAACGGUGGAGAAGUGCGUGGCAAUAGCCAUUUAUAGGUUAUCAACUAAUUGCGAUUUAAGAUCGAUCGGGAAUGCAUUUGGAGUUGCACGGUCUACAGUAUGUGUCAUAGUGCAUUUAGUUUGCCAUCAUCUUUGCACACAUUUUCGAGACCAAUUUAUUGUUUGGCCUACUGGAAAUAAACUAGAUGAGACUGUGAAUGGUUUUCUCCGACUAUAUGGCUUUCCCCAGUGUGCUGGCGCAAUUGAUGGAAGCCACAUCCAAAUCCUUGCGCCUCACCAAUACCACACUGACUAUUCUAACCGGAAGGGGUGGCAUUCAAUUGUACUUCAAGCAGUUGCUGACCACAACUUGAGAUUUACAGAUGUGUUUGUUGGAUGGCCUGGUCGAGCACACGAUGCAAGGAUUUUAAGGAAUUCAGCCUAG
This is a messenger RNA of Anneissia japonica, 1004 nucleotides long. RefSeq names its product protein ANTAGONIST OF LIKE HETEROCHROMATIN PROTEIN 1-like. The coding region runs from base 501 to 1004 and encodes 167 amino acids. The transcript is spliced from 2 exons. Lineage: Eukaryota; Metazoa; Echinodermata; Crinoidea; Comatulida; Comatulidae. The record is from RefSeq and is a predicted model, not a curated record.